AUGGAAGAGGAAAAGAAGAAGCCGUUUGGACGAGCGCUCAAUGCCUUCUUCCUCAGAGUUCACCCUGAUCGGUUCCAGGCCCAUCCUGAGGAGAAGAAGAUCAAUGAGACCUCGUUCCAGCUGCUCAACACCCUCGUGGCAGAGUGCAAAUCGUCGAGCCUCGCCGAUGGCAUCGCUGCUGUUAGCCCUCCCACAUCGCUCGAGUUCUUUGUCCGUCAGCCGUCGUCAUCGUCAUCUAGCCAGUCCUCGGCCGCGUCGGCUGGCUCGGAUGGUGCCGAGGCCGAGGCCGAGGCCGAGGCCGAGCCCGAGAAGCUCCAUCGGGUUGUGGUCGACUUGCCGCGGCUGGCCGUUGGCGAACCGCCCGGUCGCCUCCUCCGCGCUACCUUUACCGAGCUCUUUACUCAGGCUGGCUUGGACCCGAGCUUUGACUUUGGAAACUACUUUGGUCGUCCGGUCGACGAGAGCCAGCCGGCGCCGUCGGGCGAGUUUGCGCGGCGGGAGGCGCGCCACGCCCGCACCUGGCCGGCCGGCACGGCGGCGGCCAAGGUCUAUCCAGCUGGCUCGCUGCUGGACUUUCUCUCCGACGACCGACUGGAUCAUGUCCGCCACUCCCUCGCCGCCGUCCGCGACGCUGAACGGGUCCGCAACGUCGAGCAGGCUUCGCUCAUGUUCAAGGGCAUCCGGAUUCUGUACGACGAAGCGCCGGGCUCAGAGUGUGCACCGAGCGACCAGGUUGCUUGGCUCCGUGCCCUCAAGCCAGUCCUCCGCGAGACAAUGGGGAUCGAACUCGACGAGAUCGACGUCGACCGCCAGCGCCCUCUGCGCGGGCCCGGUGGCUCGGGAGAGGAGCCACCGGAGAAGCCUGGCUUUUCGGCCGGCUUUGACCUCCGCCAGUUCCAGGGCGCUGAAGCCCGGGCUGGCAUGCAAGGUCCCCCCUCUCUUGUUGUCUGCUUCCACCAGAGCCCGCUGGCGGCGGGCACGACGAGCAUCGACGAUCUCGGGCGGGUUCAUCUCUUCGUCAACGACCCGCCGGCGGCGUGGGCCGCAGCUGUCUGCGAGCUGCAGGGCAUGUCGGACGAGGCGCGGUCUGCACAUCAGCGGAGGAUGGCGGGGAAGAGUGAUGGCGAGCUGUCGCUCGCGCUUGCGCUCUCACGGGCUAUGCACGUCCGACACGUUUUUGCGUCGUCGGCCGUCGAGGCGCUGCCCGAGUACUCGGAGCUCCUGCUGCGGUUGCAGGUCGGCGCCGCCGACGGUGCCUUUGACCGCGACUGGCUGCGCGGCGGCAAGCUUGCCACACUCCCGCUUCAGAUUGUGGCAGACGCCGAAAAGGCAUAUGUUGACAACGUCCACCACAUUCUCUGCCUCCCGGUUGGUGUCGAUGUCGAGGGUGUGCUUGACGCGCUGCGGCUGUAUGGUCGGCGGGUGGUUCGGACCCAGCGCGCAGCAGAGGCUGCACGGACGCGGCUUGACCGACUGGUGGUCGAAACCCGCCGGCAGCUCAUGCUUGAGCGGCUGGUCAUUGGACCCGACGUUGACGACGACGCGGCGCGCGAGGGUCUUCAGCGGCUCUCGGGCGCUAAGGGCGUGCUCGGGCCCAAGCUCCAUACGCUGCGCCUAGGCAUUGGUCGUGAGCAUGGGUGGCACGACGCCACAGCCGUCCUUGAUGUGGCGUACGACUUUUCGCUCGGCAUGUGA
Messenger RNA from Thecamonas trahens ATCC 50062, 1695 nucleotides. RefSeq lists its product as uncharacterized. The record is from RefSeq and is a predicted model, not a curated record. NCBI's taxonomy places the organism in Eukaryota, Apusomonadida, Apusomonadidae. The coding region runs from base 1 to 1695 and encodes 564 amino acids. The transcript has a single exon. Gene Ontology annotation, cellular component: mitochondrion.